AUGGCAUGUUCAGGAAUUCAACCAUCUGUCGCUGGCGAAGAUGACGAGUGGCAGAAACUUUUACAACAAGACGGCGCAAGAAAAGAAAACAGCGUUUUGAUCGACACGAUCCCAUUCGAGCCUAUCUGGAUCUACAAGAUGUUGGCUGAUUUUCGGUCGGACCUGAUUGAGGACAGGCAGGAAGACGCAGAAGAGUUCCUCGGAUUCCUACUGAACGGCCUCAACGACGAGAUGUUCGAAUUGAUGAAACAAGUUUUGGAUUUGGAGAAUACUUGCAGUGUUUCAAAAAGUACAGUCUUCGAAAAGACGCCAAUACACGCUAUUUUGGCGGCCAGUUGA
Messenger RNA from Phaedon cochleariae (mustard beetle), 339 nucleotides. NCBI's taxonomy places the organism in Eukaryota, Metazoa, Arthropoda, Insecta, Coleoptera, Chrysomelidae. The record is from the annotation of a GenBank genome assembly.